This is a messenger RNA of Fragaria vesca subsp. vesca, 919 nucleotides long. Its product is annotated as E3 ubiquitin ligase BIG BROTHER-like. Gene Ontology annotation, biological process: protein ubiquitination; negative regulation of organ growth. Lineage: Eukaryota; Viridiplantae; Streptophyta; Magnoliopsida; Rosales; Rosaceae. Gene Ontology annotation, molecular function: ubiquitin-protein transferase activity; ubiquitin conjugating enzyme binding. The transcript has 8 exons. The record is from RefSeq and is a predicted model, not a curated record. Bases 182 to 919 code for a protein of 245 amino acids.
CUACACUCUAGAGAGAGAAGAACUCAAAUCCAUUUUAGAGUGAGAAAGUGAGAAAGUGAGAGAGACACAAUUGUCUCUAUCUCUCUCUCUUUUGUUUUUGUAGACUCACAACUGUGAGAAGCCAAAACCCAUUCCCCAUUCUCCUUCUCGCUCUGUUGUUCCAACCUCAGUUUCUGCAAAAAUGAACGGAAAUGGACAAAUGGAGGUGCAUUACAUAGACACUGGCUUCCCUUACACGGCGACAGAAAGCUUUAUGGACUUCUUUGAUGGUCUUACUCAUGUGCCCCUGAACUAUGGUCACCCCAUGCCCGUACAUGAUCAGGAAGCUGCAUACUGGUCAAUGAAUAUGAAUUCAUACAAAUUUGGACUCACUGGUCCGGAAAGUACUUCUUAUUGCAGUCCUUAUGAGGUAAAUACUCAUUUUCCGAGAAUGGACAUGAGCAGGAGGGCUUGGGAAUAUCCUUUAAUGACAAAUUCAGAAGAGCCUGCAACCACUGCUACGCAGCCAGAAGAAAAUGUAGUCGAGGAAUCUGACGCCACAACCGAAGAAUCCAUUCCAAAUGAUCAAAACACAACUACUUCUCAGGUGGAAUGGGAAGAAAACAUUGAUCCUGAUAACAUGACAUAUGAGGAAUUACUCGACUUGGGUGAGGCAGUUGGUACUCAAAGCCGAGGGCUUUCCGAUGAGCUUAUUAGCAUGCUUCCUACAACCAAAUACAAGUGUGGAAGCUUUUUCUCGAGAAAGAAAUCUGGAGAGAGAUGUGUAAUUUGCCAGGCGAGGUACAAAAGAGGAGCUCGACAAAUCAAAUUGCCCUGCAAUCAUCUUUACCAUAGUAAAUGCAUCAGCAAAUGGCUUGGCAUCAACAAGAUAUGCCCAGUCUGCAACCUUGAGGUAUUCGCCGAGGAAUCAAGGCAUUAA